This is a messenger RNA of Neospora caninum, 7632 nucleotides long. RefSeq lists its product as hypothetical. The record is from RefSeq and is a predicted model, not a curated record. Bases 1 to 7632 code for a protein of 2543 amino acids. Lineage: Eukaryota; Apicomplexa; Conoidasida; Eucoccidiorida; Sarcocystidae. The transcript has 5 exons.
AUGACCCCACCCGCCGUGAUGGGACAGAAGAAAUCGCCAUCGUCGAGCGUCGAGAAGCCUUUCGAAGGCGAUUGUGAGGGAUCCAUCCCCUCUGCUGGAGCCCAUGGAAGCUUCGUGACAGUAUGGCGUCAGGCAGUCGAGCGUGGAGGAGCCCUUCGCCCAUCCUCAGGCUGUCUCCGACCGUCUCCCGAUGGUCGGUACCUGGCGUGCUCGACGGGCGGAACGAGCCUCUGCAUUCUGGACGCAGUAGCCGUCACGGAUCCGGCUCGGCGUUUGCCUUUCUCCGGCCACGGAUCGGCGGUGGUUUCAGUUCUCCGUCCGCUCCAUCACCCGCCUCCACCGUCUAACCCCCCCAAUGUCGCGUGCUCCACUUCUCCCUCGUCUUCUUGUUGCCACGGCAAGGCUCGGGCAGCAGCCCCCGAAACGGACGCCUCUUCUUCUGCAGGCGUUGUAUCGACGUCCCGUUCGCGAGGGCACCGAGGCGCGACGGCUGAGGUUUUUCGUAUGCUAAGAGGAGCCUCUGAAGAUCCAGGGAACCGCAGGUUUCGAUCUUACUGCUGGAGUCCACCUCUUCUUUCGCGCUACAAUCCGCGUCCUGAGCAGCCGCAUCUGGACCUGAGCGCGUGCCUCCUCUGUACUGCCACUCGCGACGGAAGCAUCGCGCUGUGGGGCGUGCCCGAAGGGCGGAGCCCCAUCCCACGCUCUCUCGCUUUGCUUUCUGACCUCUCUGAAAUUUGGAACGCAUCACUGCGUCGCGCGGCCGAGCCGACGCGCGCGGCGCAGAGCGGGGGAGGGCGAGGACAGCCUGAACCGUCUGCGGAGGGAUCAAUACUGAACGUGAAAAAUGCAAGCCGCUCGCAGCCACUCUGCUACUGGUGGACUGUUUGCGCGGAGGCGGAAGCCAGCACUGGGGAUGCAGGCGAGGAGAAUCCCGUGGGAUGUGGCGCAGUCGACCUUUGCGGCGAAGCCGCUGCGGCAGGUGGGCACGCCACCGCCGAUGAGCGUGUGCGCAGACAUGAACCGGGGCGCGUGCCUUCUCGCGCUGACGGUGGAGCACGCGGUGAACCUGCCUGUGGCGCAACGCCGCAGCACGAAGGCGGUUCUGCUCCCUCUCCCCGCAUGCCCGUCUUCGGAGAAGGGGGAGUUUUCGUCUUGGGUGCCUGUGCCAACCUUGUUCGCAUUCUCGCUUGGAAAGAGCCGCUUGUCGCAUUUUCCUCCAGCGCGGCUUUGCCUGUGCUUCUCCGGCUCGGCCGGAAGAGUCGAUGUGCUAGACUGAGCUUGGCAGACAGUUCCCUCGAGCAGAAGCGCUCGGAGUCUGCGCGGUCGGAAUCCGCGCCGCAUGCAGAGGCUUCCGGGUCUCAGGCAGACGACGCGGUGCGAGCGAGGUGCUGCAGAGCAUCUGAGCGGGAAAACGGGAGUCCUCACCGCUCGGCUCGAUCCGAACCGGAGCGAUCCGGCUCGAGCGCUUUUGCCGGCGACGCUGGCGUUGAGCGAGACGCGGCAGGAAGCUCACAGCCAAAAGGCGACUUGCAGGUGGAAGCGGAAACUGUUCGUGGCUGUAUCUGCGCCGUGGCGGGGCCGCAUGCGAUUUCCGUUUUCUGGCUGUCCAACCGACGAACCGCGCUUGAGUUCUGCGCGGAUCGCGAGGCAGACCUGCAGAGGCGAGCAAAUGAAGACAGCCUCGACAGCGCGCACCCUACACGAGGGGUGUGGAAUCGGCCAGAAGGCCCACAAGAGGGUAUGGAGAGGCAGCAGGCGACCGCGGACGCAGUGGGCUGUGUUCAAAGGACACUUCGCAGAGACGGUGGUUGUUCAUUGGCGCAGACAGGGCACGAAGCACGCGCAAGUGCGGCAAUGAGCGAAGACUGUCCGACGCCAGCGGCGAACAUGAAGGCGGGAAAGAGACGAAAAGUGUCCCAGAGAGGCAGCGGCGGGCGUACCUCGGGAACGGGAGGCCCCUGGCGUGCUGCCGCGGAGCAAACAGAUGAAGAGGGCGAGGACGGACAAGAAGGGCAGGAGGGCGGCGGCACGAGCCCAGCAGUUGGCGUACAAGGAGGCAAGGAGAGAGCGGGUGUCGCUUCGCUCACGGAAGGCGGAGGGUCGCGUCGAGACCCCAGGGAGAAAAAAGACCGGCGAGGGAAGAGGGGCGCUUCCCUAGAACCAGUCGAUGAGAGAGAGAAAGCAGACGCAGAGAACGCAGACCAGAUACGCAGAGCCUCGAGCAAAGCGACUGCAUCUGCUCCGCCUGAUGCGAAGGCCAAACGGCCCGUCAGGGCUUGCCGCAGUCGCGCGACGUUUCGAGUUGUAGACAGCGACGACGCCUCCAGCGACAGUGGGAACUCCGAUGAGGCCCGCGAGGACGCCCUCGGUGGACCGAGGAGUGCCGCUAGACGUAAAGGGAGCGAAGGUGUGAAGAGGCCGACGCGGAAGGGACGAAGCAAGGCAGAGGAGAGGAGUCAGGUGCGCGGACCUGCAAGAAAACGAAAGCGGAAAAUGAGCAGCGACGACGAUCUGUAUCACGCAGAGAGUUCUCCGGAGUCGAGUAGUGACGAAGACGACUUGGAAGAAGAAUCUCUUGACGACGGCAGCGACGUCGGACAGGAGGAUUCGGACGAAGAAGACCGAGGCCGAUCCGCGAGGAAAAACGGCCGUGAGAGUGUAAAGGGACGGAAGACAUCCGCGCACAAGGAAUCGAAGGCUGCAGCCCGAACGAAGGGCUUCGCGGAGUCGCACCACCCGACCCAGCGCAAUUUGGCAGGAUCGGAAUCCCCACAGCCGCGCACGUGGCGGCAGCUCGCCAGCGCCGCGCAGCACGCCGAGGCACAGCGCCUGCUUUCUGCUGCGGUGACCAGUGCGCCUCAACAGGAGGGAACGAGAAGAGGACGGAACGAGGAGACGGACGCUCGUGAGCCGUUCGCCCUGCUGGUCCAAGUGCUGCUCAUGCCGGGGAGUUCCAAGAAUUCCAAAGACUCGCCACUCUCGUGGGAGCCGAACUGGAGACAGGCAAUUAGUGACAUUGCACUCACGCCCUUGACCGCGGAGUCGACAUCGCUGCUUCACCGAAACCGCUCCACCCCGGAGGAAGAAACUGUGGAGAGCGUCGAGACCGUCUUCCAUUUUCAGGUUCUCGCCACAACGUGUAAUGGGUCUCUCCUAGCUUUUCCGUGUGGGCUGGUUGUGCGUUCGAGAGAGUCGCGUCUGGCGGGCUCCGUGCCUCGGGACGAUGCAGUCAUACAGAUCGUUCGCUGCACUGCUGCGCCUCCUCAGCUGUUGCUUUCGAGUCUCGGCGUGCCUGCCGUCCAUCUGCACGUUCAGCCCUUCCUACCGUUUUUCGGUCGCGGAACUUCACGGUUCGCGGGUUCGCAACUCGCCAGGGCGUCGCACCCGACGCCUUCCCGCGGGGCCGCGUUUGGAAAGGCGGCGGAUAAUGAACAGGGCAGGCGCAUGCCCCGUCGAGCCGUGGUUGGGGACGGGACGCAUGCCAGAGAAGUCACCCUCGGGGCGGCGCCGUGGCUGUGGGCGGUGUGCGCAUGCGGCGAACUUGUGAGGGCUGUCGUUUUUGACGGCCACAGGUGGAUGGGGGCUCCGCAGAACGGAUGGCCAAAGAGGUCGACACACCUGAGAGCUGGACGCUUUGAGGAUCAGACAAACGCUGGGAAACCGUGUCUGGAUGCGCACUCUCCCUCUGGCCGACCGGACGGAUUUUCCAUCCCACCAGCCCGGGAAGCAAAUGGAACGUUUCUACCAGUGCAGAGAGCGGGGGAGGUGUCUAGGCGUGGACUCCCAGCCAAGCCCAGCGACCGCGGAGGCGUCCCUGUCGUCACUUCUUUCGUGUCUCUUGUGCCUCUCAACCACGUCCCUGCCAAUGUGUGGGACGCGGUCUCGCCGUUUCUGCCGGCGCUGCAGUGUAGGACUGCGCCGAAUUUCUCACCCGUCGAAAGAAACGCGUGGCUUCCACAGGCCUCUCUGUUAGCAGUUGAUUCUUCCGGUGUCACCGUCACUUUUGUUCUAGGAUCGCUUUCCCGUGGCCCGCACACUUCGCCUCCAGGUUCUCACCGAGGCCACGCACCCGCUGUGGACUUGUGCUGGACGCUCGUUCGACUCACACAGUCUACAGGCUCUGUCGCCGAAACAGCUGGUGAGGGCUCUCUGUUGCACCCGCUGGCCUGUGGAGCGCGGCGUCCCCGACACAAGUUAGCCGAGACGCACACGCUUGGUGAUGAAGAUCGAUGUGGAUCUCGACCUUGUGGGCUUGAGUCGAGGGUGGGGGCGGCUGGGUCAGCCGAACAGACUCCGAGCAUCGCAGCCGUGUAUGCAGCAGCAGCCCGGGAAGCAGGGUUCCGUGUUGAUGCUGACUCCCCACCGGGCACUAGCGACGAGGAGACCCACGUGAGGCGCGAGUUACGCGGCUCCAGAAACGAAAGGGGAAGCCUACGAGAAGAGGCUGGCGCGCGCGAGAGGAACGGUGGCCCGUAUGGUGGAGGGGAACCGACCGUUUUCGACGACGGGAAGAAUCUAGGUGUUCUCUUGAGCGAGAUGCGCGGCCGGUCUGCCCACCAACUCCAAGUGAUGCAGCAGCUCGGCAAGCUCAGACCGCGCAGCAUGCAGGGACAAGAUCAGCGACUGCACAGGAGUGGAGGCGCGUCCUGUGGACGAAGCACUGUACUGGGACUCACCGUCUCCUCGUCAGGGGCCGUGCUGUUCUCUCUCACGCUACACCAGCAGGUGUACGUACACGUCGCAGUUGCACCCAUGGCUGUUUCAGCCACCGAGCUCCUUUUGACGGCGUGGCAGCGGCAUUGCCAGCAAGCGCGCGCGGCUCUAUUUGCGUUGCUGUUGCAGUUCCCGCUGAAGAGUUCGGUCCUUCCAGAGAUUGCAGUGAAGACUGUCCCUGGCCCCUGCGAGGCUCGCCACACGGUCCCGGGCAGCGAGCAGAGAAACGCGCCGCCUUCUCCAGAAGCAUGCAGUGAUGGUGGCAACGGGGACGGCGCCCCUUGUUGUUUUGGGGGGACCCAGGUGGCUUUCGACGGAGCCGAUACGCAGAGUUCCUUCCCCUCUGGGUCGCGUGGGGCAGCUCUCCCUCCGUCCCUUCCGCGGGCUUCGCUAGAGUUUGUCGAUUCCGUUUCUCUCUGGGAACUCGCGUUUUUCCUUCACGGUCCGACGCAGCCUGCAUGGUCCGCGAUGUCGUCCUUGGCGUCCGACCCGCGGCCAGCGGCAGCUCCGAAACGCCGACAAGGACAGCAGAGCUCUGGAGUGGCCUCACGUUUGACGUGGGAGGACGCCGAGCUCGAAGAAGAGUUGUCGACUGACUUGCUUCAUGACCGUGAAAGCGUCGACGGGUUCAGCGGGGACGAGGAAUCGCUUGGGCGGUGUGUGUAUCGCAGUUCGAACGGCCUCGCUUCAGAGGGUGGCGAAUGGGCGUUCGGGAACUGGGCCACGGAGUGGACCGGCAAACUUGGAGCAGAGGCAACUGGGCGGGCAGAUAUCUCUCCGCGAUUCAGCCAUCAGUGCGAUGGACCAGGAGGGGGGUGGGACGGCCGCGACCUAAUGCAGCGCUGGUUGUGUCAACGCACCACGGGGCUUCGCAUGCUGGAGGACGGUUCGGUGUCUUGGGGUGCCAGCGUGAAACCCGAGGACGUUCCAUCUGUAGCUGCAGAUCUCCUGAGAACGGCAUUUUUACAGGCCCUCUCUCAGUGCAGCUCGGAUGGCCUUGCUUCCGCCGCAUGCUUGGAUGAGGCCACCGGGUCUGUGGACGACCUCGUGGAGCGGCAGCCAAACUCAGCACAGCGGGAGACUGCCGCGGCCGCGGUGCAUGGCGUGGAUGACUGUUCAUUCGCCCGGUGCGACGACGCCUGCGCGGUACGCUCCAGCCUGUCUCAGGAGGCAUCAGAGGAAAAUUCAAAGUGUUCCCUCCCACCUCCCGAGGUUGACAUGAGAGGACGAGUGCUCCUGGGUGCGCUGCUUUUAGCAGCCGACUCCAUGGCGGACACCUUCAGUUUCCAGCGUCGCCUCCUCACAAUUGUUCAGAGAGCUGGUCUUGCCGCUCUGGCGGCGCCAAGCUCGACAGGCGCCGAGCGGCUCGCACCUCUGACUUGUUUGCUUCGCCAUCUGCGACAAGGCGUCGACGGGCUAAAGCUGCACAGCUCCGGUUCCUUCACUGUGGCUUCCGCGCAUGACACCAGCGCCGCGUCCCAAGCAGGAAGGGGCGAGGAGUCUGCGUCCAGAGGGCGGGAUCGCGAGACGCCUCCGCGCCCUGAUUCAGGCGCAGCCACCACGGCGGUGGGUGAGUUGGGAUGUGAAGCCCAAGAGAGUUAUUCGGAAAAACACCAGCAGUGUGUCCACAACUGCCAGGUGCGGAGGUGGGCGGGCCUGCUGUGGCACUGGGAAAGAGUCAUGGACCUCGCUUCUGCCUGGCUUUCGACGGUAGCCGCCACAGGCGGUGGACAGUCCGGCAGAGCCACGCUCCGGUGCGAAGCAAAUGCGCCCACAGGAGACCCCUUCGAUGCGUCAACUGGGUCUGCUCAUCACGUCGCUGAGUCGCACAUGCGGGCAGUUGACCGGGUGUUCCUGCUGCAGCGUCUGGCCGCAGUUAGCAGUUUGUGCCAGCCUCCACCUGUUUGCCAUCCGUUUUCCUCUCGCGGCGCUGAACACGUCGCUCGCAUGCAUCGUGGCCGAUACACACCUUCCAUUUCCCCAACGCUCGUCGAAUCACCGCAGGCCGGGUCUCCGUCGAGGGACCUGGGCAUGGCAAAGACCAUAGUCCCGUCUCAUGCCAGUUCGUCGUCAACGGCGAAGACAGCGGCGCGUCGUGCAGCAGCCGGAGAGACGGUGGGAAUGGUAGAGCGCCGGAAAGCGGCGUUCGACUUACCUAGAAAACUGCGGGGUGCGCUCGUCGAUGUUUUGAACCAUUUUUGGAAGUGUUCGAGCUCGAAGAAGGAAACCUGUUCACGGGAUAGUCACGAAGGCAAUCCACUUUCGGGAAGCCAGCAACUCUCGUCCAAGUGUCUGCGCGGCCAACGCGGCGCCUACUCUGGAGCUUUCAGGAUCACUCUGCAAUUCCCGGAUUUGUUCCAAGUGCCACGUUUAGAGGACAAUGCGUCUGGCGGAGGGCCUUCAGCUCCAGACUGGCCGAGGAGAGAAAAACCAUCCGUUGUUGGAGAGCGAGAGAAAACGUUUGCACAUGGUUUGCCAGGCAUUUCCCCCGGAGUGGACGGGUUGCAGACAUCCGGCGAAAUCGAUUCAGAGGUCAACAUUGAGAACGUCGAAGAAGGAACCGCUUCCGUGAAGGCGCUAUACUUGUGUCUCAUUUGUGGAACACAGGCCGAGCUGGUCCUUUUCAGACGUACUGAGGAUAACGCCAGGCGGCAUGAACCCGACCUGCUGAGUCCUGGGCCGCCGGGGCAAAACGCGAACCGCCGCGAAGGUUGGGUCGGGGCAGACGGCUGUCUCGCAACAUCUUGCGGGACGCCUCCCGCAAGAGAUGCAGCGGACGCCGGUAGGCAAGGAAAGCUGCGUGGUGUGCAAGAGGCAAGUCGCCAGGCUAUCUGGCUGCAGAUAGGUUCGGCUUUAAGUGGUGGCGGUGCCGCGUUCAGUUGCCCCCUGUGUCGAGGCGACCUGUGUCGGGCUGACUAA